Molecule: messenger RNA, 1174 nt
Organism: Anneissia japonica
Lineage: Eukaryota; Metazoa; Echinodermata; Crinoidea; Comatulida; Comatulidae
Product: cyclic nucleotide-gated channel rod photoreceptor subunit alpha-like
Exons: 12
Coding region: 239-1174 (311 amino acids)
Biological process (GO): transmembrane transport; monoatomic ion transport
Cellular component (GO): membrane
Molecular function (GO): monoatomic ion channel activity; protein-containing complex binding
Source: RefSeq, a predicted model, not a curated record
CUAGCUGCAAGCUAAUUAUAAUAAGACGCGCGAGGCGCUGGUAGAAUUAUAUACAACAAAUAGAUAGCGAAUUCAACAUAGGCCUUUUCAUCAGCUUAUGACCACACGGUACGGUGAGAAACACUUUUUCUUAGAUUCAUGAUCCUGUUCAAUUCGCCGAAAUAUGACGUGACAGUGGUACAUCCAUUUUCAAUUAGUAUUGUGUUUUGUUAAAUGGAAUUAGAUUCAAAGAUAUAAAAUGUCUGACAAGAUAAAGACAGUUACUUUUGAAACAAAGAAUAAGACAAGCGAGAAAGACAGAGCAAAACACGAAGAAGUAAAAAAUAAUGAAGAAAAUAAUGAAGAAAAGGCAACGGAGAAAGAUGAGUCAGGAUCUGAAAAUAUCACUGAACAGGAAGAUAAACGAAGCUCGCUAUUGAAGUUCAAAAACUACAUCAAAGCAAAGAUCGAAAACCAGGAGUUUUAUGUUAAUCCCGAAGGCGACGUGAUAUUUUUAUGGAUGGUAAUUCCAUAUUAUCAGCGCCUGGUGACAUUUGCAGUUAUAUACAACUUUUGGAUGGUUAUUUUACGAAUCACUUUUAAAGAAAUGCGUGAAGAGGCUAUGUUUCGACGUAUUUUUGGAAGUGUGGACAUUUUCUGCGACGCUGUCUGUAUAUUGGACAUUUUCUUUAGCAACCGGGUUGCUUUCCUCGAGGAGGGACUUAUAGUCAAAGAUCCAAACAAGCUAUCAGCAAAUUAUCGUAAAAAAAUAAGUUUUAAAUUGGAUAUCCUCGCCGUUAUUCCACUGGGAACCAUAGCUUUGUUUAUUGGAGGAGCGUCGGAUAUAAUACAUAUCAAUUUUGACUUGGACAAUGAUCAUAUUAUAAUUCCAUUACUCCGUUUACCUCGACUAUUGAAACUUCACUCUAUGAUAAAUUUUUUUGACGUGUGUGAUAGUCGGACCAGUAACCCGAAUCGUCUACGUGCUUUCAAAUUGACAAUGUACCUAGGAAUUGUCAUUCACUGGAUUGGGUGUAUAUACUACAUGGUAUCUGAAGGAAUGACAAUACCACCAAGGCUUGAACUUACGGCUGCUUCAUUGGCAGCGCAAACCAAUAUCAUUGGUGCCAGGAAUGAGCCAAAGGAAGCUCUAAAGAAAUUGAGUGUAGAGAAAAUCAAGAGGGAGAUGAUUUAA